Malaya genurostris is the source of this 1302-nucleotide messenger RNA. RefSeq lists its product as uncharacterized. NCBI's taxonomy places the organism in Eukaryota, Metazoa, Arthropoda, Insecta, Diptera, Culicidae. Bases 91 to 1239 code for a protein of 382 amino acids. The record is from RefSeq and is a predicted model, not a curated record. The transcript is spliced from 2 exons.
UCUUUUCUUUUUUUUUUCUCUCUUCAUAAGCCAUUUUUCGCAUCAGGACAAGCCGCAAGCGCUCGAGUUUUGAAGUUUUAUUUUGCAAAAAUGAGUGGUUUUUGGAAAGAGUCAACGAUUUAUCCAUCUGAGGAUUCAGAAGAUGAUCUUAGUGAAGGCCAAGGUGAUAUUGUUCGAUCGGUUCAGACUGCCAAUCCGCGAAAACUGGCCAUAGAAAAUUUUACUACCAGCGGGGUAAACCCUCCAGUACUUGAUGAAAACGCAAGAGCAAAAUGGCUUGCAGGUUCAUGGCCGUUGAAGCCAUUUGCGGAAUCGUUGCCAAUAACUGAGCGGAAAGCAGAGUGGAUUCGCUUCCGCGAUCAGUUCGAACGGAUCGUUUCUUGUAAAACUCUCGUCGACCCGAUCACGAAGUUAACUGGAUUGAAGAUUUUUGCAGGAGAUUACCUCCUCAGUAUAAUUGAAUUGCAAGAAAAACUCAUAGUGAAUCAUUCGGGUAAUGUAUACAGUGAAACGAUAUUAGCGCUCAACAACUAUUUCAAUGGCACUUGUGACGUAUCUAAGGAACGAAUGAAAUUCAGAGAAAUGCGCAUGAAAACGACUGAGCCAUUUGUCGACUGGAUAUUGAGGCUCGAGAAUCAAGCGAAGUUCUGCGAGUUCAGUAUUGGACAAAGGGAGGAAGAAUUUAUUCAAGCUGUUGUUAGAAGAUCAAUCCCGGAUAUCUCUAAGAAGCUUUACGAAAUAUCGAAUGUAUUUAACAACAGUUUGGAGAAAAUCAUUGAUCACGGCAAGCACUUGGAUUAUAUUCGAGCUGAGACAGAGGACGAUAAAAAUCGAGUUAGAGACGCCAAAAGUGUUAGCAAUCCGGAGCGGGAAUCGAUGGAAGAAACCGAAGUUAAGUCGGUGAAUGCAGUGAAGUUCUCAAAAUUUCAGCAGGCAGCUAAACCAGCAUGGACCGACAGACGUUUUGAACCAUAUCGCAGCACAAACAGAAUGCAAGAUCGCCGCUGGGAUUCACAGAAGCGAGUCAACCGGGACGAGCCGACUGGAUUUAAUUGUAAAAAGUGUGGACAACAGCACGGUCCGAGACAAUGCAAGGCAUUUCGUGUGCGCUGUUUUGCUUGCAAGCGUUUUGGUCAUUUUGCAAAAUAUUGUUCUCCUCCGCCAGACUAUGCGACGUCUAAUAAACGAGAGAAUGCGAUUAAAAGCGAGGUUGACAAAAUCAAUCAGGUAGAUAAUUAGAUAUCGAACUGUUCAUUCACUUUUGUUUUAGAUAAAACUAGGAUAAAAAUAAAAUAAAAUAAA